Molecule: messenger RNA, 1894 nt
Organism: Zonotrichia albicollis (white-throated sparrow)
Lineage: Eukaryota; Metazoa; Chordata; Aves; Passeriformes; Passerellidae
Source: RefSeq, a predicted model, not a curated record
AACUGUUAUUGCAGCAUUUGGGGAUUUGGUAUCUCAUGGAGAGAAAAACCUUCAGAAUGUUUCAUCACCAUCCAACUUGACUUCCAGCACCCACACAUUCAACAAGAUCUUCAAUUUUGGGAAGAGGCAGCCCCAGCACUCUACUGCAGGGAGCCUCAGGGCCCUGCUGUGCCAGCUCUUGUCGCGGUACCUGGCACAUCCCGGUGCCACGGGAGGGAGCAUGGCAGCCAACAUCCACCACACCUUCUGCUUCACCAACUCCUCGCUUCUGGAGGCCUUUGCCCAGGAGUUCAGGACCCAGCUGUCCCAGGUGCAGCACAACCCAGAGUACCAGGAGACUUUUGUCAACGAAAUGGUCUCAUUUCUGACACUCAUCUCCCAAGUGCAGAAUGACACCUCCCUGUGGCACCUGCUUUUGCUGGCCCCAGAUGUGUUUCAGGACAACAUGCAGCUGCGAGACAUCAUUGAUUUCCUUCAGAAUCCAAGCAGUGUUGUGCUGGGAGCUCAGAAUGUCUCUGCAUCUCCGGUGAGCGAUGAUAGAUUCAAAACUGUUCAGAAUGAGGUUGCAGAUUCUCCACUUCCCAUGAGCUGCUUGGAGCAAGAUAAAGAAAGAAGUUGGGUGACCAGAUCUAUUUGUAAUUCCUUUGUUCACUGGAGAGACAAUCACACUUUAGUAUCUGAAUUGGAGGAAGUUCUAAGAAAAAUAAAGUCACCAGAGAUUGGUGGAAAGCUCUCCAAGAGGUCCAUUAAUUCAGAUGAUUUAGAAGCCAUACAAAAGCAUCUACAUCGUUUAACAGGCUUUGAGGAAAAAAUGAAUAGAAGUGAAUUAAAAAGCUUAAAUCUAUUCAGAAAUUUGAAGAAUGAAACAUUACAGAAAUUGUAUGCAUUUCUUGAACUGGGAAUGAAUCCACACCAUGAUUAUAAAUUAAAGGAACCAUAUAAUAAGGAAAUAAUUGAUGAAAUCUAUAACUUCACGUCACUGCAAUUACAGAGUGACUUUAAUGGGACUUCCAUUUUCAAUACAAUGACCCACUGGAAAGAAAUUCAGAGGGCUUUAAAAUUAGCUUCAAAGCUUUGGAAUCCAGCUCUCCAAAGUAAUUCCAAUUUUAGUACAUUGAAAACUAAGGAUGCUCUCAAAAUGUUGUUCUCCACAAGCAUGCCAUCACUUCUGGAAGGUCUCAGAGACCGUUUGAGUGGAUUGGAAGAAAUCCCAUCUGUGUUUUCUGAUGAUCUGCUUGAGCCUGACUCCUACAGAAACUUCCCAGAGCAGCUCCUAGCUCUCGAGGAGAUGUUUUUUAGAAUGAUGGGCACAAAUGUAGGCUAUCAGUACCUCCUGCUGCCCGUGUUUGAGCUGAUGAGGGCCGUAGAGAAGUCCAUGGGGGAGGCCUGGUGGGAUGAGCUGAACGUCUACUGGCGCAUUGGGGAGAAGCUGAGAUCCAUGAGGUGGAAUAACACAGCCAUCGUUGCCUAUGGGCAGUUCUUGGAGGUGUUAAACAGCCAUUUGCAAAAGCUGAAUAAUAAAUCGAGUGGUGUCUUCAGUGAGGAGCUGGAUCAGCUGUCAGAGCUCAUAACAGCUGUGUUUAAAGAGUUUGGGGAAAGCUCUGGAGUAGCCAAUAUCUCACAAGUCACUCAAGCCAUCCAGAAGACAUUGAACAUCUUAAAAGACUUACAGCUGAAUUAUAAUGUCAGUGCGUUAAAAUCUAUAGAUCUUUUCUUUAAUUUUAACAAUAAAACCUUGGAGAGCUUGUCUGAACUUCUGAGAACAGGAAUGAAAAUCCUUCAUUAUACAAGUGCCAGUGAAGGUUCCAGUGAAGACAUAAUUAAACCCAUCUAUAAUUUAACACAUCUUCUACUGCAGGAGUUCAGCCAGUCUCCCUCACAGCACAAUUCCUCA